Messenger RNA from Conger conger (European conger), 2047 nucleotides. RefSeq names its product protein phosphatase 2 catalytic subunit alpha b (gene ppp2cab). Gene Ontology annotation, biological process: peptidyl-serine dephosphorylation; mitotic cell cycle. The coding region runs from base 272 to 1201 and encodes 309 amino acids. Gene Ontology annotation, cellular component: cytosol. The transcript has 7 exons. NCBI's taxonomy places the organism in Eukaryota, Metazoa, Chordata, Actinopteri, Anguilliformes, Congridae. Gene Ontology annotation, molecular function: protein serine/threonine phosphatase activity. The record is from RefSeq and is a predicted model, not a curated record.
AGGACUGGACGGUGGCAUGAGUGCGGGGUGGUACGCAAGAGAGACUGACGUCUUUUCAUUUCUGUCUAGCUGAUGUAGGCUACCUGCUCCGAUUCCCCCUUCAUUCAAACACAGAAAUCAUUUCUUCUGGUUAGGACCGCAUUUAUUGUGUACAGUGAUCUGUUCAAAACUGGUCUUUUGGUACUCUUGGUGAGGAGUUAAAAAUACACUUAGGGCAAUUAAUUGUUUAAACCAUUUAAGCUAGCUGGCUAGCUAUUAAUAACAUUCAGAAAUGGACGAAAAGGCGUUUACGAAGGAACUUGAUCAAUGGAUUGAGCAACUCAACGAGUGUAAGCAGCUCUCGGAAAACCAAGUGAAAACACUCUGUGAAAAGGCCAAAGAGAUCCUGACGAAGGAGUCGAAUGUGCAGGACGUGCGGUGCCCCGUCACGGUGUGCGGGGAUGUGCACGGACAGUUCCACGACCUCAUGGAGCUCUUCCGGAUCGGGGGGAAGUCUCCGGACACCAACUACCUGUUCAUGGGCGACUACGUGGACCGGGGCUAUUACUCCGUGGAGACCGUCACCCUUCUGGUAUCGCUGAAGGUUAGAUUCCGUGAACGCAUCACGAUUCUUCGGGGGAAUCACGAGAGCAGGCAGAUCACACAAGUGUACGGUUUCUAUGACGAGUGCUUACGGAAGUAUGGCAACGCCAACGUGUGGAAGUACUUCACCGACCUCUUCGACUACCUCCCGCUCACCGCGCUGGUGGACGGCCAGAUAUUCUGUCUCCACGGAGGACUGUCGCCGUCAAUAGACACAUUGGAUCACAUCCGAGCACUGGACCGCUUACAGGAAGUCCCGCACGAGGGCCCCAUGUGUGACCUGCUGUGGUCGGACCCGGAUGACCGGGGCGGGUGGGGCAUCUCUCCCCGGGGUGCGGGGUACACCUUCGGGCAAGACAUCUCCGAGACCUUCAACCACGCCAACGGCCUUACCCUCGUCUCAAGAGCCCACCAGCUGGUCAUGGAGGGGUACAACUGGUGUCACGAUCGCAACGUGGUGACCAUUUUCAGCGCCCCCAAUUACUGCUAUCGCUGCGGCAACCAGGCUGCCAUCAUGGAACUCGAUGACACCCUGAAGUACUCCUUCUUGCAGUUUGACCCCGCCCCCCGCAGAGGAGAGCCACAUGUGACCCGCCGGACGCCAGACUACUUCCUGUAAAAUCCCCACGGCGUCUGUACAGCUCUGCUGUGAUUUAAUGUACACUCAGCUUAAAGGCAGGACAGGGGCGGCCAUGUAAAUGAUCAAUAACUAUUUAAGCAUUGAGAAACUGUGUACAUGGACCAAAAGGUAUGCCAUAUUUAACUGCAGAAGUGUCUCUCCAUGACUGUGACGAUGUAAACUUUAAACGGGCAGCGAUUUCUCUCUGCGCAACACCGCUGUUUAUUUAAAAUAAUCUCUCUUUUUUUUAACUAAAGGUCAGUAAUUUGCCAUCUGCCCUGUUGGUACACACGUUUGCAUUGUGUAUGUGUCAUAUAAACUCACAGCAGAUGUCUUUGCCAACAGUACUUGAUGAAUUGAAGAAAGUAAAACAAAAAACUGGGCCUUGUAAUGAAAUAAAGAUGAUCUCCAUUCCGCUGCAGUGUUACUGUAAGAACAUGGCUUAAAUAAGCAUUGUAGUUUUAAGAACAUUUUGGGGGUGGGAGGGAAAUAGGGAAUGUUUUUGUUUUAAAUAUAUUUUUUAUUUACCAGAGUGUUGUCAACCUUAAAAAAAAAAAAGAAAAAAGAAGAAGCUUGUUUGUUUUGUUUCAUUUAUUUUUUUGGACCUUCUUACUUAUGAGAUUUAUGUAACCGGUACAUUUUUUGGUGGUUUUUUUUAUUUUUUAUUUUUCGUAAAGGAAAAUACUACCACAGAAAUUUCCUGCACAUUAUUUUCCAGAAUGAAUUUGUGUAGCAGGUGCAUAAGAGGUUGGACUCAGUUUGCAGGAGGCAUGCAAUUAAAUACAAUGCUGUUGUGCAAAUGGGCUCCAGUUUAAUAAUAAAAUGGAUGUUGCUCAAAUGUUCAAA